Molecule: messenger RNA, 4542 nt
Organism: Nicotiana tabacum (common tobacco)
Lineage: Eukaryota; Viridiplantae; Streptophyta; Magnoliopsida; Solanales; Solanaceae
Product: RAF-like serine/threonine-protein kinase 20
Biological process (GO): protein phosphorylation; signal transduction
Cellular component (GO): cytoplasm
Molecular function (GO): protein kinase activity; protein binding; ATP binding
Source: RefSeq, a predicted model, not a curated record
CCAAGUGUCCCUCUACCUGGCAUCACCAACCACCCCCUUUUCCCCACCACCCUACCCCAAAAAACACACACAGAGAGAGCAUCAAUCAUCCCAACCAUGGCAUCUCCUAUUUCUCUCUAUAAUUUCACACACAAACACACACCCAAAUAAAUAUCCUUACUUUUAAUUUCCACUAGCUUUUUAUGGUGUCCAAUAACUAGCUUUUUUUUGCGGUUUUUUUUUAUCCACCUCUAUUUGUUAAUUUUUUGUUGGGUUUUUAGAGAUUAAAGAUUAGAUUUUUUGAGUUUGUUUUAGGACAUUUAAUACGAGAAAGCUUAAAUUUUGGUGGGUUUUGUCAAGAAUUGGGAGAAAAUUGAAAAAGUUUGAAGCUUUGGGGUAAUCAGAAUUGAGGAGGACGGGCAUUUUCUUUAUAAGGGCAUUGAUGAUUCUUGGUGGACAUGGUUGUUAACUUUCUCAGAACAUUCGAGUUACUGAAUUUGGGAGUGUUGAGGUGUGACUUUGGAGUAUUACGAGUUCUGAUACUAACUCAUAAAGGAUGAAGGUGUUGGAAUUUUGAGUGAAUAAAGGCUGGAAUUUUGAUUGCUAAGUGAGAGAGCAGCAACCUUUGCUACACUCUAUGGAUAGCCCCACAAUGACCAACCCUGGCUCACUUUGUAGUUCUAACGAUGACACGCCACGUGUGAAGUUCUUGUGUAGUUUUUCGGGCAGUAUAUUGCCGAGGCCUCAGGAUGGGAAGCUUCGGUAUGUGGGCGGUGAGACAAGGAUAGUGAGUGUUCCACGCGAUAUUUCUUUUGAGGAACUCAUGGCGAAAAUGAGGGAGAUCUUUGAGGGGGCAAUGGUAUUAAAGUAUCAGCAGCCUGAUGAGGAUCUUGAUGCUCUUGUCUCGGUAGUGAAUGAUGAUGAUGUGGUCAAUAUGAUGGAGGAAUAUGAUAAGUUGGGUUCUGGUGACGGAUUUACUAGGCUCAGGAUCUUUCUGUUUUCUCACCCUGAUCAAGAUGGAUCGUUGCAUUUCUGUGAUGGGGAUGAGAGGGAUAAUGAGAGAAGGUAUGUGGAUGCUUUGAAUAGUCUUAAUGAAUCCCCGGAAUACAGAACGGCACAACAUAAUGAAUUUCAGAUUACAGGUCCAUUAGAUGAUCUCCACGUUGCGGAGCAGUGCUUUAAUCAGAUGAAUCUUGAUGGUAGCCUCCAUAAUCUGAGGAGUAACGAUGCACAUAUGCCUCAGAUCAACUUGCGUCACCUUACAAUUCCACAUAUGGGUUUUGCUCAGCCCCAACAAUCGGUUAAUCAGAGGUAUAAUGAAAUGGAGGCCCCGUGGAGUCCAGCAUACUAUUCUCCUAGGCAGCCGGGACACCUUGAUCCACGGCCAAUAUCAGAUUUUCCAAAUUCUCCUUCAUCAUCGCGGUACUAUUCUCCCUACCCAGAGUUCCAAGAGAAAAGUUUUGAUAGAAUGCCUGAAGAGUACAGUCGUCUUCAGGUCAAUCAUCCAUCCCUAUAUGAUCAUCAACCUCAAUAUACGGAUAACGUACUAUUAUUUCCGAAUGGACCUGUACCAGACAAGGCUGGCUUUCCAGGAAACAUCCUUCACGGUGCUAACACAUUUGAGGGGAACAGUAUCUGUGAGCAUUGCCGAAUGACUUUUCAGCGCAAUCAACCUCACCCCGAUUCCUCUUGGAAGCCUGGAGAACAUUCUCAUUUUGAUAUGGGAAAUGGAUUCCACCAGGUUGCAAAUCCUUGUGCUGAGUGCCCACCAAAAAGAGAAAUGUUUCCAGUGACUGCCGAUGCCAAUUUGCACCACUCAUACUACCCCAUCGAACAAAAUGAUCCUCGUUGCCGUCAGAGUGAGACUCAUAGUCAUGAAAGAGGGUGGAGCGUGCAGCAUCAACCAAAUGCUCGAGUUGAGGACCCACAGAUCCAUGCGUCUGGAGCUAGUAGGUUGACAGAUCACUAUGUUGUGGAAAAUGCUGCCAGUAUAUCACUUUCCCAUAGCAAUUUAAUUGACGGGCAUCAGGUCCUUGCACAAGGUCUCAAUUAUGAAGACCUUCGUCACAUUCGAACUGGACGGGAUCCUGUUAGCCAGGUAUAUCAUGAUCAGGUGGUAGCCACAGGAUCUCAGAUUCAUCUUCCCUCCAUGGAGGACCGUGGAGUUCGAUAUGGAAAUCUACCUUAUGCUUACGGACCAGAUGCAACCUACCAGGUUCCUCAAGCAAACAUGCCUGCACAUUCUUUGUGGAGGAAUGUUCAAAGCCCAAGUCACGGAGGUCCUUCAUACGAGGUUGCUAAUCCACCACAGUUGGUCAAUGGUUCUGCUAGUCCUGGAUUUGUCAGGGGUAUAAUGGAAAAUAGUCCUAGGUUGCAAGCUGGGAUGGAGAACCAAAAUUCUUGGCUUGAUUCUUCACAGAAAAGGAUGGGAUUUGAUGGUUUUUCCGUGCCUGAAUAUUCUUAUGUACCAGCCCAAAACAUGAUAUCAAAUGCUCACACUGUGGGAAAUCAGUCCGUGCAUACUGUGGAAGCUAUUCAGACCCCAGGUGGCAUGCACACUUUUGCAACUCUGGAGGAUCCGUCGUUAAAAUCUGAUUCAGAACCAUUCCUUGGUGAUAGGCCGGCUUCGUUGAAUAGGUCUGGAACAAAGUUAACUGCUGAUAUGUGUGUCAGCGAGAAGGAGAGUUUUAUUCGCCAGGAAGUUGAACAGCUAUGUCCUUCAGUGUUGGUGGAAGACUCUAAUAUGUGCAGCGGGACUCCGUCAGAAGCAUUAAUGGACAAAAAUCCAAAUACCCCUGUAUCUCUUGGGUCCACUUGCCCAGAAAGUGCUGUAAAAGAAGGUGGUUCUGCCGAUACUGAGACUAACCCAAAGGAUCGGUUGGCUUGCUUACCUGAUCAGAUUUCUUCUGUGGAAAAGGUAGAAUUACAAAGUGUUAAGGGUGUAAAAGCUGAAGUCCAAGAAAAUGCUGAUUCCAUUCAUGAGCAUGACACUGCGGCUAAAGUGGCGAAUGAGAACGAUGCAGAGUUAGCUGAUGGCCAUGGGGGCUUGGAAUUUGAUUCUGACGACAAUGUUAACAAUUCCAAGAUUGAGCCGACAAAGGCUGAGGAAGAAGCUAUUGAGAAGGGAUUGCAGACAAUCAAGAAUGAAGAUCUCGAGGAAAUCCGGGAGUUGGGUUCUGGGACAUAUGGAUCAGUUUAUCACGGAAAGUGGAAGGGGUCAGAUGUCGCUAUAAAGAGAAUCAAAGCCAGCUGCUUCGCAGGAAGGCCAUCUGAAAGAGAACGUUUGAUUGCAGAUUUCUGGAGGGAAGCUCUGACAUUAAGUUCACUGCACCAUCCAAAUGUUGUUUCUUUUUACGGUGUAGUCCGUGAUGGCCCUGAUGGAUCUUUAGCAACUGUUACAGAAUUCAUGGUCAAUGGAUCGUUGAAGCAGUUUUUACAGAAAAAGGACAGGACUAUUGAUCGUCGUAAAAGGCUUAUCAUUGCCAUGGAUACUGCUUUUGGAAUGGAGUAUCUGCAUGGGAAAAACAUUGUUCACUUUGAUCUUAAAUGUGAAAAUCUGUUGGUGAAUAUGCGGGAUCCACAUCGACCUGUCUGCAAGAUUGGUGAUCUUGGCCUAUCAAAGGUGAAACAGCACACUUUAGUCUCAGGAGGUGUUCGUGGCACUUUACCCUGGAUGGCACCUGAGCUUCUAAGUGGAAAAACUAAGGUGACAGAGAAGAUUGAUGUUUACUCUUUUGGAAUUGUUAUGUGGGAGUUGCUUACUGGUGAUGAACCAUAUGCAGAUAUGCAUUGUGCUUCAAUAAUAGGAGGAAUUGUUAACAAUACACUGCGUCCACAAAUUCCAACAUGGUGUGAUCCCGAAUGGAAAGCGCUGAUGGAGAGUUGUUGGGCCCCUGAGCCGGCAGAGAGGCCAUCAUUCUCAGAAAUCUCUCAAAAAUUGAGAACUAUGGCAGCGGCAAUGAACCUGAAAUAAUGCCUGUUUCAGGAGUUACCAUACUCGCUCCUUCCAAAACAGUUAGUCAUUCACAUGUUGACUGAGAAAGAUGAAAGGAUAGCGCAUGUUUCACUUCGAAGUUGUUACCGUCUCCCAAGAUGGCACCAAACUAUAAUAAACAUUCUUAAAUAUGUUUUCUCGUCCGGUAACUUCAUAUGGCCUAUUAACAAUAUGAAGUCAUUGCAACACGGACGUCCUAGUGCUAUAUUCAAGAUCAUAUUACAAUACUUUGAAUUAUACUAUGAUCUUGAAGCCGAGUAGUACGUUUAUGCAUCUUCCGAAAGACCAUUGGGGUUGGCCGGCAUUUCAACUUUGUCAAGGUCUCAGCAUAUGUUAAGGUUAUGAUGAUGCUGGUGCAGUUCAUUCAGAUAUUGAUUUUUCUUGUUUCAGAUAUCUGUUGGAACUGGUAAAGCAGUGUAUAUAAAUUAAUGAUAAUUUAUACAUCUGAAGUUAUAUGAUUUUCAUUUUCUGUAUUACAUUAGCAUACAGCUAUACAAUAUAAAAUCUGUAGGCAGGUAAGUUGCUCUCUUUUGCAAUGAAGGAAGCAGCCAUUGCUCUACCUAGUUGAA